Messenger RNA from Sycon ciliatum, 4320 nucleotides. RefSeq lists its product as uncharacterized. NCBI's taxonomy places the organism in Eukaryota, Metazoa, Porifera, Calcarea, Leucosolenida, Sycettidae. The record is from RefSeq and is a predicted model, not a curated record. The coding region runs from base 23 to 3475 and encodes 1150 amino acids. The transcript is spliced from 4 exons. Gene Ontology annotation, molecular function: calcium ion binding.
UAUCAAUGAAUGCUCUAUAGGUAUGUUCGUAUGUCCUGCGUCAGAAAUUUGUAAUGACACAAUUGGUUCUUAUGAAUGCCAAUGUCCUACUGGGUUCACACGGGGAGGCAACGGUGAAUGUGAAAAUGUCAACGAAUGCUUUGAAGGUCUCUCCGUAUGUCCUGUGGAAGAAGUUUGUAAUGACACGAUUGGUUCAUAUACGUGCCAAUGUCCUGUUGGGUUCACAGAGAAAGCCAAUGGCGAAUGCGAAAAUGUCAAUGAAUGCUCUCAAGCUGUACCCGCGUGUUCCGCGCAAGCAGUUUGCACUGACACACGUGGCUCAUACUUAUGCCAUUGUCCUGCUGGAUACACUGGGAAUGGCAUAGUGUGCACCAACGUGAAUGAAUGUAGCGAUAGUCCGUGUGGGAUUUGCCGCGCUCCAGAUAAAGACAAUUGCACGGCGUGUGCCACUUGCUUGGAUACCAGCGGAUCCUACCUGUGCCAGUGCCCAAUGCUGUACAGCUGGACGGGUUCUGGCUGCAGUCUGGCUGUGGACGCCUGCAGUUACGGUCUGCAUCAGUGUAGUGUCAACAGCACAUGUUCACCGAUGAAUGGCUCUAGUGGCAGUCCUGUGAACACAGCUGAGCAAUGCUAUUCGUGUUCAUGCCUUGAGGGUUACACUGGAAAUGGCUCGCACUGCUCCCCUGUAAAUGUCUUCCGGAAGUCCGAGGGCAACGCGGCUACAGUAGGCCUCAGUUGGUGGCUGGUGUUGAUUGUGGCGCUAGCCGUGGUGAUCUUCGUCGGAAUAAUCGCACUCCUGGUCCUAGUGUCGAAGCGGAAGAAGGAUCGUCAGCAGUGUUCAGGAACGGCUAUAGCACAUAAGCCUGUGGCAGGGAAAGACGUUACCUACGAUUCGUUUCAAGGCAGAAAAGAUAAGAAUGGAAAUCAUUACGAUUUCAAUUACUCGGGUGCUGACAAUGGCGGCAGGAACUCGGAUUACAUGACUUGCAGCCCCUCAGCACCGCGACACAAUUGGUCUCCUGACGGUGGCGAGGCGCACGAAUCCGACAAAGGGCGGGUUGCCAAAAGCAUCCUCUCCGGAAAGCACAGCUUGCUGCGGCCAUCCGUCAGCGAAAUCAGCUCCACACUGAGCAUGAGUGAUGAGCCAAUUGCCGCCAGUUCGUCCUAUUCUACAUUGGUGUCUGCCACCAUACUAAAGAUGGGUGACUGUAACGAGAUCGAUGAAUGGGGCCCAGAGGUGGGCUGGAGGGAUAUGACGCCCACCAGGGCGGAGAUGAAUUACGCUGCCCCUCGCGCAUGUGCCAGCAACAGCAGUCUUCUAGGUAGUAGAAGCCGUGCCACCACCACAAGCACUGUCCUGAACAGUGCCCAUUCGAUUGGCUACAACGAUGUGAUAUACUGUGGAGAUCUUGAUUGCUGGGAAGAUCCAGAUUGCCAAAGAAACGGUGUGGAGUACGCCACCACCACCGGUGCAAAUCUAAUGGCAGCAGCCAACAAUAGUCCAGGAAUAAAAGCCGGUACCCGUGGAAUAUCCGCGUCCUCUGCCGAAUUAGCAGCCUGUGUGAAGCAAGUCCAGGGACAAUACGUGUUCAGGGCAACCACUGGCUGCCUGGUCCCAUUGAAUGCGUUCCGCGUGCCGAUUGACGGAAACCGUCUCCUUGACUACAUGGUGAUGAGUGACCCGGACGGCAGUUACACUCUGUAUGACCACACCAGAGCCGACUUUCACGGCGUUGCCAGGGCGCACGAGAUCAGCCUGGCCGACUGGAUAAGCCAGGCCGAGCUGAGCGAGGCAUUCAAACACUCGCCCUGGCUCACCACCGAGGACCUCCAGCCACAGUACUCCAAGGAGCGAGCAGUUUUCAGAGGCUCGUCCGGAGAGUUCACGUUCACGGGUGGCACGCGAGGUGUGUCCGUGCCCGUGAAGAGCGUGUUUGGCGACAGGGUCAACGAAGGAAACUUCCAGGAGCGGCUGGUGGCUGUAGAUCGGUUUGGGUGCUAUGCCCUACUGGAAAAGCACACACGUCACCUGGUUGCCACGAGCAUUGUGUCGGAGAACACCAACUCAACAGACAAGAACACCAACUCAACAGACAAGGCAACCAACAACUACAUAGAAACCGAAUCAGCGGCAAGCUCAUUGUACGCGUCUUUUGAGCCCAAUCAAAUAACGUCUCGCCCGGCACAGAAACUACCGACGGCCAGGAUUCACGCCAUUCAGUUACAGCAAGUGUUUGAAGACCGUAAGGGGCAGUUCGCCUUCGCCACAAACUACGGCGCUGUCAUUCCUCUUAGCGUCUUCGCCUCCUCGUCAGGAUUCGAUGGCUCGUUCACCGCUCAGUGUAGUGUCGGAUCGAUCAACGCAAGGGAAAUCGGCCUCUUUGAAGAGGGCUCAGUAACUCCAGUCGCGGUCGUCAGUCUGAACCAGGUCACGAAACACUUAGCUGCGGCCAAAGUCAAGCCUGUUGUUGAACAAGCCAGUUUGGCUCGUGCGGCUGACAAAAGCAAGAGGGCAUUGGAGAAGGACUCGACUGGAAAACUUGCAUUCCGAUCCAAACAUGGCGCCAGUGUUCCCGUGUCCGUGUUCAAUGUAGAAAUUGAUGUUGACAACUUAAUGGAUUAUGAAGUGACAGAGACCGACAGCGGAAUGGUGGCGUUGUUCAACACGACAACGGCUGAACUGGUCGGCACUGCUGACUGUUCAGUGGCCACCAGAGGGAGCGCAUCCAAGGCGGUGCGCUUCCAUGCGCCAAACGCCAGGGCGGUGCUUAAGCAGCAGAAGCUGCUGAAUGCAGGCGACGACAAUACCAUCUACGCUGAGCUGGGUUCCAAGGGAGUCCAGUCCAACAGCGAUUACGACACCACAGAGUUUUAUUCUCUCGUCACCAAGUCCAUGCAGAACAUGGCCGUACACAAGGCAGAGCUAAGAACCAUCGCCGGAAGCGCGAGCGACCAAGGCCAUUGUCAAAUCACUGGCCGGUCUGCUGCCACGGAGGAUCCUUACGCGCUCUACGAGCCCGUCGUGCCGGGAACGGACGGCGCGACCAGCCGAGAGGCGCGCGUCUACAACGUUGCCAUGGUGAAUGCCGGCUUUGCUAUGGCUGCGGGCGCUGACGACGACGAGGAUCCCUACCAACUUGUCUCCGGUCUGGUGGCCAGCAACGAUAGUCGCACGGCUGAGCUUCGCAUCGCCGCCGUCAUUGACCAGGCGAUCACAGAGGAUGCCGAGGUGGAGGAGGACAUCUACGCACUGGUAUCGGCCAAUUGUACCGUUGCCAGUAGCAACCAGGCCACACUACACACCAGCAAGCCAAUGGCAGAGCAGCGUCAGGACGCCGGUCCUGACGUCUACUCGUCCCCAGCCAGGAUGAAGAAUACGUUCACCACAUUCUCAUUCACCGGAGUGAACAACACCUAUUCAACCGGGUCCUCACUUGGUGGAAAACCUGUGUGUGCAUCUCAGUCUGGACGCUAAUUCAAUUGCUCAGAUACUCUACUGAUUGUCCAGAUACGAGUUCUCCGAUAAACUCGAUAGACUGUGGGCAGUAGGCAGAUCACGACUGCCCCAAAAACUCGCCUUUCGGUGAAGACGGAACACGCUACGACAAUUGCAUUUGCUUCGAAAUGUUCAGGCCCUGCGCUGCCGAUGUGUUCAUUAUUUUCUCUCGUAUUUUGGUAUGCCUGGCAGGCACCAUCAUUACCAGAUUUCUCUAUAUUUCUAACCCAAGACUAACACAUGUUCUUUUGCAUUUUGCUUCUUCUUUCGCAUUUAUCUUCUUAUCUGUGGUCUUUUCCACUGCUGUUCUUUUCAGCAUCUUCCUUGCUGUGAUAACUCUUACUUCACUAGUGCUAAGUGAUAGGUGGUAGGUAGUGCACUGCGUGCGUCAACCAGGGUUUCACUAGCUAGGAAGCCUACCUACUGCUCUGCCAGCCAAUGGCUGUACUUCUGUACUUCUGUACGCUACUAUUGCUGCACAUACUUGUAGCAAUAGCACUUGCAAAGCAGCUAUUUUAAAGGUCAAUUGGGCUCGUUCGGUCGGCGUAUAAUAUCAUUUGUACUUUUAGAACUCGGAUCUAUUGUUUACGGUAUAGCUGGUAGAUCAUAGUUACUGGAUCUCUUGCUGCAGAUCGCUUUCUCGUUAUUGCAAUAGCGCUCUCUAAUUUCUCUUUAGGUGCAUCAUUUCUUCUUAAAGUUUCCUCAUGACUGUGACUAUGCCAUGUUGUAUAGACUUUGUUUACUCUGUUUCAGCCAGUCUAGUCUAUUUUGUCCUCGCUGAAUAUUUUCCGACCCUCUUCACCUCACUUCACUUCACUUAAUGG